Fibroporia radiculosa is the source of this 231-nucleotide messenger RNA. RefSeq lists its product as uncharacterized. NCBI's taxonomy places the organism in Eukaryota, Fungi, Basidiomycota, Agaricomycetes, Polyporales, Fibroporiaceae. The coding region runs from base 1 to 231 and encodes 76 amino acids. The transcript is spliced from 3 exons. The record is from RefSeq and is a predicted model, not a curated record.
AUGACCACCCAAAAUUUCAUCGGUACAGACCCCGUGGAUAGAUUCCCACCAGAGGCUACUUCUAAAAUCGACGACAACGAACUCACCAAACGCGAAGUACAACGGGACUCGACGAAGGAGCCCGGCGCAAACAAACGUGCGGGUGUUGCAUCGAGGAACCCUGCAGAUUUUGAUACUUCUGGACAGAAAAACUACGGUGAUCCCAAGCCUGUUCAAGACCCCGUGAUGUGA